Messenger RNA from Strongylocentrotus purpuratus (purple sea urchin), 1096 nucleotides. RefSeq names its product EMI domain-containing protein 1-like. The record is from RefSeq and is a predicted model, not a curated record. The transcript has 7 exons. NCBI's taxonomy places the organism in Eukaryota, Metazoa, Echinodermata, Echinoidea, Camarodonta, Strongylocentrotidae. Bases 65 to 1096 code for a protein of 343 amino acids. Gene Ontology annotation, molecular function: protein binding.
UGGAAAUUGGUGUGAAUUUAAGAGAACGAAACAAAUCACAUGUAAUGUUCGCAAUGGCACAGAAAUGUAUAUACAACGCACAGUAGCACCAUGGUGUAACUAUCAGCUUCGUACUCUAUACGGUCAAUUACAGCAUAAAGAUUGUACCAAAUCAGCUUAUCGGGUAAUGUUUCGACCAAAAUAUACGAUAGGAUACAGAACAGUAGAAACUACAGAAAGACGGUGUUGUCCGGGUUUUAGUGGCACAAAUUGUAAUGAUGCUUGUAUGAAUUGUUCGACGUUAAAUGAAUUACAACAAAAAGUAGACGAAUUGCUUAGCCGCUCACGAGGCACCUCUAUUAGACCUGUGAACAACGACGUUAACCUGGUGAACCCGGGGUAUAAUAGUGCUGGUGAUCGCGGAACGACCACACUAAGAGGGCCUCAAGGCCCACAGGGGCCCGGUGGACCCACUGGUUCAGUAGGGUCUCCUGGAGCUGUGGGUGCUAGUGGACCACCAGGACCCGUAGGACCAAAAGGAGAUCCUGGUUCUAGAGGGCCUGCAGGACCAUCAGGACCUGCCGGGCCACAGGGACCACCGGGAAUUCAAGGUCUUCCUGGGAAGUCCGCACCAGGAAUCGUUGGUCCACCGGGUCCACCUGGUUCCCCCGGUUCGAUUGAAUCACUAGGAAUGGUUGUUACGGCUGCAGAGUUAGAAGGACUCCUUCUAGAAAUGGCUAAACUCAAGGAUCGUGUGGACAUGCUCGAUGAAUUCAUCAAGUUUGGACAGGGUGGAGCCGAAUCAAUGAGCGAUCAGUUCUUCCCUAUGUCAGUCGGUAGUAGUGUAGACAUCGAAACACCCAGAACACCCGGUUACUCCAUACCCAACCAAGGUACAAACGGGUUCCCGGGUACCGUGGACGUCGGACCACCGCAGGGUAAUACUCUGAUAGGAGAGGAAGUAGCAUCGGGUGCUGGACCAACCGACUCGGCGGCUCUACUCCAAACCGAAUCCGAUCCCAUCCCGUCGGUCUUACUCCGCGGGGAUGGUCUUCUUCCUCCUGACGUCAUCACCAGGGGGAUACCCCUCUCAAUGUGCCCUUUGACAGGGAUGUAG